This is a messenger RNA of Exophiala bonariae, 546 nucleotides long. RefSeq lists its product as uncharacterized. Bases 1 to 546 code for a protein of 181 amino acids. Lineage: Eukaryota; Fungi; Ascomycota; Eurotiomycetes; Chaetothyriales; Herpotrichiellaceae. The record is from RefSeq and is a predicted model, not a curated record. The transcript has 2 exons.
AUGUCGUCCGAAUCAUUUGCUGCUCUACGGCGAUCGGGAGGUGACGAGCUUGCGAAGCUGGCGGAAGAUCAUUUCAAGCAUGACUUAAAUCAAGAAGACCGCGACCUCGUUAGAAAGGCCGCCUCCAAAUUCAGCACCCAUGCCCUCAUCGGUAGUCUAGUUGGUGUUGCGUUGGGAGGCUUCCUCGCUUUCCGCAUUCGAGCAAACCGCACGCGGAUGUACCAAGCCUUCCGAGCAACCGAACGACCUACACACGUCCGAUUUGCGGACGGAAGAGAAGAGGCGAUCCCAGAUAUAACACCACUAAUGAAACCGACGACACUGGGAGAUAUUGCUGCCUACACAUUCUUCGGCCUGGGCGGUCUAUUCGUCGGAGGAGAGACUGGUCUGCUGACAGGAAGCUGGUCUGCGAGAAGGACCAUCAGCAGCGAUCCAGAUACCAAGAAGCGCGUUGAGCAAGCGUUUAGAUCGUUCAAAGCCGAUGUCCUCAGAAAACAAAUUGCAGAGCUAGAAGGGGGCAAGUCCGAUUCUCUACUCGAGCUUUGA